AUGAACGAAACGAAAACGACUCACAAUGGCUUCGCCUUUGGCCUUCGAGAUCUCCACGAAGAGGACAUUCGAACGGUGAGACGUAGUGCGCGGUGGUCUACGAUGGAACCGUGCAGGUGUCUGAGACGCCGUCGACCUAUGACUCGCGCUGUGCCCUCCACGACAGUGUUCGCAGCAUCUGGCACCGCUUUGAAAGCCGCGCCAGACCUGCCAGCCACUCACGUUGAUGUGCGCGCAGCGCCUCCAGCCAAUGAACGAUCCGGCUGUCACGUGUGCGUGCGUGCGCACGUCGCCACACUCGGUGGGAAUCUCGCCUUAUACGUUUCGAUGCUUGCUUGUCUCUCCUGUGUUGUCUCUCCUGUCAUCGUGGCGUCUGGACACGUCAGUUCCACCGCUUCCUUCACUUGUCGCCUCAUCUUCCAACGAAAAUCGUGGUUGAUUCCACGUGGACCUCUCCGAUGGGGUGGGUCGCGUCGUGAUCGCAGUUGCAUGAUGUGGCUGUGGUUGAGGGUGUGUUUUGACAGUCUGCGUCGUCAAGAUGAGUGUUUGGAAGCUGCCAUAUCGACAUUCCCAGGCACUGCUUGUGUAGUUGACAGAAGAGUGUGGCGGUUUUAG
Messenger RNA from Mesocestoides corti, 615 nucleotides. The record is from the annotation of a GenBank genome assembly. Lineage: Eukaryota; Metazoa; Platyhelminthes; Cestoda; Cyclophyllidea; Mesocestoididae.